This is a messenger RNA of Closterium sp. NIES-65, 677 nucleotides long. NCBI's taxonomy places the organism in Eukaryota, Viridiplantae, Streptophyta, Zygnematophyceae, Desmidiales, Closteriaceae. The record is from the annotation of a GenBank genome assembly.
GACCCCCCCCCCCCAUGUACAUCACCCUCUACUACAUAGACACCCGGCUCCCUGACUCUCUCCGUGUAGUCAGGGACCACUUCCUCUCAGUCUACCCCACCACUCUCACCGUUGAUCUCCUCGAGAAGGGGCUCCUAGCAGCAGAGAAGAGCAUAGUCGCUGUGGGAGCCUCUCGUGGUGAGCCUCGCACCCCCGUCUUUGAGGGGUGUUCCCCCUCCCCCCUCUUGCCCUCUGUUGCUUUUGUUGCUGCGGCCGACCUUGUUGGUUUCGAGUCGGUCGGCGCUGCGUCUGCCCCUAGCGGGAGACGCCGCACCGGCAAGGGCAAGGGGGGCAAGGGCGCUGGAGGGGCUGGGGGGGGCGGUGGAGGUGGUGGUGGAGGCAGUGGAGGGAGUGGGGGUGGUGGUGGGAGUGGUGCUUGGGGUGGCGGCGGCGGCGGCAUCAGUGGAGGCGGAGCCGGCGGUGAUGGCGGAGGGAGCGGAGGCGGCGGAGGUGGCGGAGGAGGCGGAGGUGGAGGAGGCGGAGGUGGAGGAGGCCGCGGAGGCAGCGGCGGCGGCGGUGGUAGAGCGGGUCGCGACUCUGCGAAGAGGAGUUGGUCAGGUGGUGGUCCGCGCCAGCAGCAGCGGAGUGGUGUGACUCUGUCCCCUCAGCAGCUUCGUGAGUGGUACGCUGCGCGUUAG